Messenger RNA from Phascolarctos cinereus (koala), 2269 nucleotides. It is a transcript of the gene COQ5, whose product is annotated as coenzyme Q5, methyltransferase. The record is from RefSeq and is a predicted model, not a curated record. Lineage: Eukaryota; Metazoa; Chordata; Mammalia; Diprotodontia; Phascolarctidae. Gene Ontology annotation, molecular function: 2-methoxy-6-polyprenyl-1,4-benzoquinol methyltransferase activity. Gene Ontology annotation, biological process: ubiquinone biosynthetic process.
UCUAUGACGUCACGCGUCCGAACGUCCCCGUGCCGCCUAGUGUGUUGGUGCUUGGGUCGUCAUGGCGGCGCGCAGGAGCCGGGCGCUGUGGCAGCUGAGCGGCCGGGGCUGGAGUCGGGCCCUGCUGUCUCUGCGGCCGCCUUGGGGCUGGGCCCGGCCGAUGUCCACCGAGAAGCCAGGGGCGCACACGCAUUUUGGGUUUGAAACGGUGUCGGAGGAAGAGAAGGGGGGCAAAGUUUACCAGGUGUUUGAAAGUGUGGCCGAAAAGUACGACGUGAUGAACGACUCAAUGAGUCUGGGGCUUCACCGGGUUUGGAAGGAUUUGUUGCUACAGAAGAUGCACCCUUUUUCUGGGACCAAGCUCCUUGAUGUGGCUGGAGGCACAGGAGACAUUGCCUUCCGAUUCCUUAAUUACAUCAAAGCUCAGAACCAGAGGCAGCAGCAGAGGGAGCUGAAAUCCCACCAAAAUUUAUCCUGGGAAGAGAUUGGCAAGUGGUACCAGAACAGCCGGAGUCCCUUAGGGGAAUCCCAUGUGGUCAUCUGUGACAUUAACAAGGAAAUGCUCAAGGUUGGAAAGAAGAAGGCACAGACAUUAGGCCACAAAAGAGGCCUGGCUUGGGUGGUGGGCGAUGCCGAGGAGCUGCCCUUUGAUGAUGACAAGUUCGAUGUUUACACCAUUGCUUUUGGGAUCCGAAAUGUCACACACAUCGACAGGGCACUUCAAGAGGCCUAUCGGGUCCUGAAACCAGGAGGCCGGUUUCUGUGUCUGGAGUUUAGCCAAGUGAGCAACCCCAUCAUCUCCAGGCUCUAUGACCUGUAUAGCUUCCAGGUCAUUCCAGUCAUGGGAGAAGUCAUUGCAGGGGACUGGAAGUCGUACCAGUACCUUGUGGAGAGCAUCCGACGUUUCCCCCCACAAGAAGAAUUCAAGGAGAUGAUCGAAGAUGCUGGCUUUCAGAAGGUGACCUAUGAGAGCCUCACAUCAGGCAUCGUGGCAAUACACUCAGGCUUCAAGCUGUGACUCCAGCACAGCACACUUCUUCCUGUGGCAGUCCCGUAGAAAAGACUAGGGUGUGCGCUGCUCCUUCAGAGCUCCAGCCUCAGGCGCAGGGGGCUGAAGUGAUCCCCGGCCUGCUGGGGAAGAAGGCACGGUAUUUCUCUGACAAUCAGCUGGUGCUAUCUGGGACCUUUUCCCAGGGUGGCAUUUGGUUAAUUUGCCAUAGAACGCCUUCUGUUCGUUUUUCUUGGAUGUGCGGUGGGGGGGAGGGGGGAAUGAGCCCAGAAAUUCAGACUGAAACAGGUUUUGUGGCCUCUGCCUCCCCACCACGUCAUACCAAAAGGGAAAUAAGUAGACCUUCAUGCCUCAUGGGUGAAUGGAAAGGUGGAACCUCCUCCCAAGGACACGCCUAGGUCCUCCUUAAGUCCUAGGCCUGUGUAAUCUGCCCAAGUCAAAGGGUGAGCUGACUGUGCCUGGGCUGCGAUGUGAGGUCUGAGCCUGGAUGGCAGAUUAAAGAGUUGACUUGUGUCUGACUUCUCUGCUGUCCUUUACACUUUUCACAGGUGCCAGGAGGGCUUAGGUCUUUCCCAGGUGAAGAUACCUAACUCCAUACUGGUAAUCAAGAUUAAUAAUGGCCUGGAAAAUAUGACAGCUCAUCUUGCCAUCAGGGCUACCUUCUUUAAAGAAGUUAGACUGAAUUCUGGAUACUUCUGGCAAGGCAACACGGAGUUGUAGGAAGAGCCCAGAAUUCGCAUUCCAGCUCUGUGACUCGUUGUCAGUGUUACACCUUGGCCAAGUCAUUUCUAUACUCCCUGGGCCAGUUUCCUCCCCUGUAAAAUGUCGAGAGUAGGCCAGACACCCUCAGAAUCUCUAACCUGACCCCCUGUCCUGUCUUUCAUCAGAUUGAAAGCUUUCAACAGGCGGCUCCCAGUGCCGUGAAGAGCACUUUGCAUUUUGAGUUCCUAGUUUGAGGUUCUUUGACUAAGAAAGUUAGAGAAAGUCACCUGGGUAUGACCUGUUUAGCAGCUUCCUUGUGGUGAAUAAUAGUGUAAUCAUGCUUGAAAGUGCAUAGAGAUGUGCUGCACCCUAGCCAGGACCUACCCCACUGUUGCUGGUCCCAUCCUUACACCCAACACCAAAUUCCAGCCCGUGAUAAUCAUUUCAAAACCAGAGCUUGUCAUACCUGUAUCAUGGAACGCCAGCGAAGGAAGAUGUCAAGAUUCCUUUCCAACAUGUUGACCACAGAACAGCAAUUAAAUCUCGAUCAGAUAUUAA